AUGGCAACUCCCGAGACGGCGCCCGCGCCGCCGCAGAACAGCCUCGCCGACCAAAAUGCGCCAGCCACCCUCACAUCCGAACCGAAGACGAAGCUGCUCGGAAGAGACUUCUACAAGAGUAUUGGGAGUCCGAAGUACAUCAUUGCGCCCAUGGUAGACCGGUCUGAAUUCGCAUGGCGCAUGCUCACCAGGUCCUUCUUGCCCCCAGAGGAGCAGAAGCAAAUCCUCGCCUACUCUCCCAUGUACCACGCCCGCCUCUUCCGCGAACAGCCCAACGUGCGCGCGCAGCACUUCCACCCGACCCGCGCCGCCGCCGGCAAGGAGGGCGACGAGUCCCUCUUCCUCGACGGUAACCCAGCCAUCGACCGACCGCUCUUCGUGCAGUUCUGCGCCAACGACCCGGAUGACUUCCUCGAGGCAGCCCGCCAUGUGGCGCCGUACUGCGACGCGGUGGAUUUGAACCUCGGAUGUCCCCAGGGCAUCGCGAAGCGCGGACACUACGGGGCGUUCCUCCAGGAGGACUGGGACCUGAUCUACAAGCUGAUCAACCGCCUGCACACCGAGCUUCCCAUCCCGGUCACCGCCAAGUUCCGCAUCCAGGAGACCAAGGAGAAGACGCUGGAGUAUGCGAAGAUGAUCCUGUCCGCCGGCGCGAGCAUCAUCGCCGUGCACGGCCGACGCAGGGAGCAGAAGGGCCACAACACGGGCGUGGCGGACUGGAGCUAUAUCCGCUACCUGCGCGACAACCUGCCUCCGGAGACGGUCAUCUUCGCCAACGGCAACAAUCUCAACUACGACGAUCUGGACCGCUGUCUGGAAGCCACCGGGGCGGAUGCCGUAAUGAGCGCCGAGGGUAACCUGUCCGAUCCGUCGAUCUUCAGCAAGCCGCCUCCCGUCGGCAGCGAAGGCAGGGAUUACUGGCGCGGCCGGGACGGAAAGGGCGGAUAUCGCAUCGACGCCAUGCUGCGUCGGUAUCUGGAUGUGCUCUACAAGUACGUCCUGGAGCAACCGGUCCCUGAGCGGAAGCCGCUGUAUCUACCGUCCGACCCCGUGGAGGAAGAAGCCGCGCAGGAUUUGGAGGCCGAGGAAGAGGAUGGCCCACCCAAGAAGAAGCAGAAGCGCGAGAAGGGCAAGCGGGCGGCCUCCCCCAGUCUGGGAGUGAUGCAGGGCCACCUCUUCCAGCUCCUCCGUCCCAUGGUCUCCGUACACACCGACGUCCGCGACGCUCUGGCCAGAUCGCGCCCCGGCGACAUGGCCGCGUUCGAGCAUGUCCUGACGCUCGUCGAGAAGGCCGUCAAGAAGGGCCUUCAGGAAUACGAGGAGUUCCCCGAGCGCUUCGAGCGGUCCCCCGACGAGAAGCUGACGGGGUCCAAGGCGACUAUCGCGGAAUACGGCCGGCCCUUCUGGGUCUGUCAGCCGCAUAUCCGGCCCUUGCCGGAGGAGGCCGUCGAGCUUGGAGCUCUUACCGCCAAGGGGUCUGUGACCACCAAGAAGAAGCAGCAGCCCAACGGCACGACGGACGGGGCAGUCGAGGCGCCAGCCACCCCGGUUGCCGAUGGGUCUGCCACUCCUUCUGGAGACUCGAAAACGGUGUCAGCCAUGGCUACGCCCGAUCCUUUGGUGAGCGGUUGA
Molecule: messenger RNA, 1632 nt
Organism: Aspergillus aculeatus ATCC 16872
Lineage: Eukaryota; Fungi; Ascomycota; Eurotiomycetes; Eurotiales; Aspergillaceae
Product: tRNA-dihydrouridine synthase family protein
Exons: 2
Coding region: 1-1632 (543 amino acids)
Biological process (GO): tRNA processing
Molecular function (GO): flavin adenine dinucleotide binding; tRNA dihydrouridine synthase activity
Source: RefSeq, a predicted model, not a curated record